UGAUAGUUGUAUGUCGAAGUCGUAUUGUAGACUUUGCUGGCUUUGAACUCUCAUAUCGACUUAAUCUCUUUUGGUGCCAUUCAUCACUUUACUGAGCUGAGCGCCCGUUCACCCCGCAAUUUUACGAAAGUAGUUUUGCGAUCGGCCCUGCUUAUGCCUAGUAGGUCCAGUCGCACAAGUCGACGGAUACUCAGCAUUAAUAUUUUUUCUCCGCCGAACUCAUCGCUCACACUUUCCAUGGAACUUUUAAGAGGACGGUGAUUUGAGGGUGGGCUCUGCUGACCUUCUGAGGUUCGGUCUUGGUAGGAAGGCUGCGUGUGAUCCUCAUUUUGGGGCUUCCAUGCAAAUGGACGGUCAUGAUUUGUUUAAUCAGAGGCCUUUGCCGUCCAAUGAGGACCUCAGUCCGUCUUCUGACGCCUCUGAUAACUUUAGAGCCACCGCAAUUGCACUAUGGGAUCCGGAGCCGGACGAUUUCGACGAGGGUGCAUACAUUUCACCAGGCCCGCUUGAAGAAUCUACUGUCGGAUACCAUGUUGGAGGCUCAAGUCCAGACGGUGGUGAAGACUUCUUUCUUGACAUUUCACCAGUGCAAAAUGAUGGGAUCUACGACGUCCUGAGAGGAAAUGCCGACGCCGCUUCAAUUGCCACCGAGGAUGAAUACUGUCCAGCAAGCUUCAACCUCCCCGAGCAAGUGAUCAAUGGAAUGUUCGACGGCACGUCCGCCACGUCAAGCCACUAUGAUUUGCAAUGGGAUCUGGGAGUCCGCUUGGACAAUGUGCCCUCAUUAGGGUGUGGUGAUUCAGAUGCUGAGGACAUAGAGGUAGUAUCGGCAAGCGCGAGUGACGUACAGCGGAGCUCAGAAUAUCGGCAUCCUCUGUCAAAAAACGUGGUCGUCGCGCUCCCGGAACCAACCAUGACAGAUCCGAAGUCACUCUAUGGUGAAUUCGUCCCCCCUGCUCCACUGGCGGACGAGAUGAGUGCGGUGACCUGCCUCCUCAAUAUCAUGAGCCAGCAAGGUGGAGAUGACGAGGACUUCAUCGAAUUUGAGCUUUCAGACUUCAGCAUAUACAUCAAUACAAAAUAUUACCUGACCGAAUUUCGCCCGUUGCACCACCUGGCCACCCGAACCGCCUCCGACAAGUUCUGUUUCGACGGGGUACUCAGCUCUGGUGAGACCAAGUUCUACCUGAAGAACGUGCCUUUCCGUGAGCUACCCAUUGGCAGCUACGGUACCGAAGAACAUACUAUCGGCGGCCAGAUUUGGAUCCGUUCCGAGCUGAACAAAACCCGGAAUAUUUAUUACAAGCUUGGGAAGCCUUCUGUGGAAUACGAGAGAUUCUACACACCUUUCCUCUGGAUUGCCGACCUGGCAAAACACGUUGUCGACUAUCUUAAGCAUCUUCACGAUCAAAGACGCCGAGCUACAUUGCAUGACUUCCGCGCAAGAUUCAGUAUUUUCCUGUUUGGGAAGCACAGCAGAUCUGCGACUUUCCGGAGAUGGCAUUCAGCUCACAGCAAUGGCGAUUUCCGGACUGCCGUCGCAGCCAAUAUCGGGUUCAUCUGGAAAGAAGCCGUGGGGGUAUUCCAUGCCGAUGGCAAAGCUCAUGAUUUGUGGAAGGAACUUCCUCGAUCGGAAUCGCAAGAAGGUCAUCUGUAUAAGCCUAACCUUGGCCCGAUUCCGAUUUCUUCGAAAAGCUCCGAUUCCUCAUCUGAUAGUGUCGAGUUGAGAGAUUCUCCAGCACCAAAGAAGAAGGAGACAGCUUCCAACUCCGAGAAGGUUGCGGAUACCAUCGUGACCCCUUAUAUCCAUAACUUAUUCAGCCAUAUGAACUUUCACGACAUCAUGAAAUCUGUAACUCCAGUCGAUGUGAUUGAAGACCUACGGAAAAGCAUGAUUCAGCGAACAGGCUUGCAGCACCAACCUAUCAUCAUCCGAUCACGGAGCCAGCAAAAGAAUCGCAAGGAGCUCAUAACCUCGAUACAAUCAGGCGACGUGAUAUCAACUUUGUGGGAUAGUGUAAACACAGAAACAAAUUGGAAAUCACCCAAAUCGGACCACCACGAAACAGUCCAAGUAUGGUACUGCGUGGUUCAAAAAGUCCAUGAGUCCAACAAACACCGCCGAUCUUUCAGUGUGAUCUGGCUUUACCAUCCAUCAGAGACCGCUUGCCACGUUAUGAAAUACCCAUGGGUCAAUGAGCUGUUCAUGUCCAAUUUAUGUAAUUGCGACGAUCGUCGGAUUGAUGAAGAUGAGGUCAUUUCAACUCAUGACGUUGAGUGGUUCGGCAGCCCAUCAACAAGCUCGGAGUUUUUCGUGCGGCAGACAUGGAUCUCUCAUGAACGCUGUUAUACCGCCCUCAAGGAGGAUCACAUGGUUUGGGGAGACCGCAUGGUGUGCCAACACCAUAAGUCUGACACAGAUGCUUCCUACCAAAUCGGUGACACAGUUCUCGUCCAAGGCAGACAAUUUUUGGAUAUUUAUGAAAUCGAAGCACUUUUUGCUGAAAGGACCAAGAAAUUCGCAAGAGUUCGCAGGCUUUUGCGGCGGAAAGAUGUGGAUAGAACGGCAAAGACGUGUCCGCCAAACGAAUUGAUUUACUCCAAACAAUUAGUUGAAAUCGCAGCGGAACGCAUAGUUCGUCGGUGCAUGGUAAGAAUAUUUGGAGUGGACGAGCGUAUUCCGGCGCCAUACGACCGCAACGGUACUGGCGAUGCCUUUUACAUCACCCACGAAGAGAUGCCCUCCUAUGAAGACAAGUCACCGCAUUAUGUUCCUCUAGAUCCCGAAACCUUCCGCUCAUCGAGACGCCUCCGCGAAGGAUUCGAUGCCAAAAGCACGCCGAAAGACUACAAAUUACGGGGUCUAGAGCUCUUUUGCGGAGGUGGAAAUUUUGGACGCGGCCUUGAAGAAGGUGGUGGUAUAGAAAUGAAAUGGGCCAACGAUAUCUGGUGGAAUGCAAUCCAUACAUACAUGGCCAAUAGCAAACCUGAUGCAUGCACACCGUAUUACGGUUCGGUGGACAAUUUUCUGCACCGGGCUCUUGCUGGCAAACGCGAUGUACCAAAGCCUGGAGAUGUUCAGUUCAUUUCCGGUGGAUCUCCUUGUCAGGGGUUUUCGUUGCUAACAAGCGACAAAACCACCGACAAACAACGGAAGAACCAGUCACUUGUCGCUUCAUUGGCCUCAUUCAUCGAUUUGCACCGCCCACAAUAUGGACUGAUAGAGAACGUUUCCAUGAUGGUUGCGCCGAAAUCCAGGGGCAAAGAGUGCGUUUUUACUCAACUGGUAUGUGCCAUUGUCGGUUUGGGCUACCAGGCUCGGAUCCUCUACCUCGACGCCUGGACUUUUGGUGCACCGCAGUCGCAGAACCGGAUUUUCCUUAGUUUCGCAGCUCCUGGGGUCAAAUUGCCCAUGCCGCCUGCUCCGUCCCAUUCACAUCCGCCAGGAACGAAAUUAAGUCCAGUGGGUGAGUUAUCUAACGGUCUUCCCUAUGGUGAGAUGACUGAUGAGCCCGUAUUGUUCAAAUUUGUCAGUGCGGUCGAAGCCGUUAAUGACCUUCCAAGCAUUCAAGAAGGUAUGCCAGCCUAUUGCAUUGGCUUUCCAGACCAUCGCAUCUCUGCGAGUUAUACGCUUAGAGCUCGAAGACAGCUAGCGCAAGUUCCCACUCAGCCAUGGGGUAUGAAUUACUCUAAGGCCUAUUUUGGAUAUUGGGAAGACAAGGGGGAAACCUACGACAGUGAUCAGGGUGACAGCGAGGAAGAUGGUGGCAGCGGUGGCGGCGGCAGCAGAUUUGUGCCCGGUACGAUAUCAGCCAAAGACUGCGCUCGCAUCUUCCCUUCUUCGAGAGAAGUCAGGAUGCAGAAAGACUCCAAGGGUUGGGGUCGAGUCAUACCUAAUCGCCUGUUUCCAACCAUCACGACCAGUUGUAAAAUAUGCGAUGCCCGGACCGGCAACCUGAGCCACUGGGAGCAGCCACGGCCGCUGUCUGUGCUGGAGGCUCGGAGAGCGCAGGGUUUCCUGGACCACGAAGUGAUAACUGGUAACCCCCGUGACCAAUGGCAUAUAGUGGGAAACAGCGUUUCACGACACGUUGCUCUGGCACUGGGUUUGGUCAUUCGCGAGGCUUGGUUUGAAACGCUCCACGGUGGAGCCGUGAAAGCAGCGGUCGUUGAUUCCCAAGGGCUCACUGUGGCACGGGCAGCAGAGGUCAGGUCAAGUCAGCGAAUUGAACUUGAACUGACAUCGACAGCUUCAACAAGCUUCAGCCCUGCAGAGCCUCAAGACUUAUCGGACAAAUCGAAAGAAGCGGUAUCGGUGUCAACACGUGCUACGAGCGUGAUUGACUUGACUGGGCCAGAGGGGCAUCAUAGCUGCGAGGCCGUUAUCCUGCCAACCCUUCAUCCUGCCAAAACCGAUCAAGAUGCUACCGCCCCGGACAAGCAUCAGUCAGAUGGCAGUGCCGAGACUGCUCCCCAGAGCAUCACAACAGGCCGAAGUCGCAAUGGUAUAUCACGUGGUGACUUGAGCUUUUUGAGUACCUCUUUGAUGAUCACCACCCCAGGCGGUGAGCGCUCAAGACGCUCACAGACGAGUCUUCCAGCAGCGCACAACCUCGUGGCAUCAUCAAGUGCUCCUAAACUGCUGGAUAAGGCCGUGUUGAACGUGGCGAGUGCCGCGAGAAGACGGACAGUGUCUGUCGAUAUCAGCAAUGGCCUGAAGCGCCCGUCGCCUUCGUUAUCUGUUAGGGCUUCAGCUAAGCGACAGCGUCUUGGUGGCAAACGGGCAUAACGACGUGAAUUGGAAGCCAAUCAGCGCCAUAAAACUGAGGUCGUAGGG
Molecule: messenger RNA, 4837 nt
Organism: Pseudomassariella vexata
Lineage: Eukaryota; Fungi; Ascomycota; Sordariomycetes; Amphisphaeriales; Pseudomassariaceae
Exons: 1
Coding region: 341-4789 (1482 amino acids)
Cellular component (GO): nucleus
Molecular function (GO): methyltransferase activity; chromatin binding
Source: RefSeq, a predicted model, not a curated record